AUCAGUUUCUCAUUGCAGGGUGAGAGCUCUGAGUUCCGGUGUAAGAGAAAAGAGACGUGGCGAAAUUGCUGUAUAUCUCUGCCCUAUAAGCACAUCUCUCAUUUAGACUGAAGGGAAACAAGGCAUCAAAAAGGCUGCGCAAACCAUGCAGGAUGAUUUACUGAUGGACAAAAGCAAAGCCCAACCCCAGCAGCAGCGGCAGCAGCAGCAGCAAGAUCCAAACUCAGCAGAAGCCCCCUCUACACCCAUCUCGUCGGAGACGCCCAAACCAGAAGACAACAGUUCAGUGACUAGUAUCGGCUCAUCGGCUCCUUCCCAAAAUAGCAAGGAGAAGAUGCAGAUGGAGUCUCCCAUUUUGCCUGGCUUGAGCUUUCACCAGCCUCAACAAGAACCUGCAGCCGGCACCUCCUUGUCUCCCUCCUUCGGCAGCACCUGGUCUACAGGGACCACAAACACGGUGGAUGAUAGCUUUUUCCAAGGAAUUACUCCAGUCAAUGGGACAAUGCUUUUCCAGAAUUUUCCACACCACGUCAACCCUGUAUUUGGUGGCACUUUCUCUCCUCAAAUUGGCCUAGCUCAGACUCAACACCACCAACAGCAGCAGCAGCAGCAAGCUCAGCAGCAGCAGCAGCAGCGGAGGUCACCUGUAAGCCCUAAUCAGGCACCCUUUGCCCAGAGAAAUGCUGCUUACAGCCAUCAGCCCAUCAUGACCAGCAAACCGUCUUCGUCCUCUGCCUCCUCUUCUUCCUCCUCCAGCUGGAAUAACCAUCAAAACGCGGCUUGGAGUACACCUUCCAACCCUUGGGGUGGGCUGCAGGCUGGUAGGGACCCUCGAAGGGCAGUUGGAGUGGGGGUCGGCGUGGGAGUGGGGGUCGGUGUGCCCUCCCCCCUCAAUCCCAUUUCACCCCUUAAAAAACCGUUCUCCAGCAAUGUAAUUGCCCCUCCGAAGUUCCCACGAGCUGCACCCUUAACCCCCAAAUCCUGGAUGGAAGACAAUGCGUUCAGGACGGACAAUGGCAACAAUCUGUUGCCUUUUCAGGACCGGAAUAGGCCCUAUGACACUUUUAACUUGCACUCUUUGGAAAAUUCCUUAAUGGAUAUGAUAAGGACUGAUCAUGAGCCUCUGAAAGGUAAACACUACCCUCCCAGUGGCCCACCAAUGAGUUUCGCUGAUAUAAUGUGGAGGAAUCAUUUUACAGGGCGUAUGGGAAUAAACUUCCAUCAUCCAGGAACAGACAAUAUUAUGGCUCUUAAUACCAGGAGCUAUGGGCGGAGAAGAGGUCGGUCUUCACUUUUUCCUUUUGAAGAUGGCUUCCUAGAUGACAGUCACGGUGAUCAGUCUUUAUCAUCGGGUCUCAGCUCUCCGACACGCUGUCAGAAUGGUGAAAGAGUGGAACGCUAUUCUAGAAAGGUGUUUGUUGGAGGUCUUCCUCCUGACAUUGAUGAAGAUGAGAUCACUGCCAGCUUUCGUAGGUUUGGACCUCUUGUGGUGGACUGGCCUCACAAAGCUGAAAGCAAGUCAUAUUUUCCACCUAAAGGUUAUGCCUUUCUGCUGUUCCAGGAAGAAAGCUCUGUACAAGCUCUGAUAGAUGCCUGUCUGGAAGAAGAUGGGAAACUGUACCUGUGUGUGUCAAGUCCCACAAUCAAGGAUAAACCAGUGCAAAUUCGACCUUGGAACCUAAGUGACAGCGACUUUGUGAUGGAUGGGUCUCAGCCUUUGGAUCCAAGAAAAACGAUCUUUGUUGGAGGAGUUCCACGGCCUCUCCGAGCUGUUGAAUUGGCAAUGAUUAUGGACCGUUUAUAUGGAGGUGUCUGCUAUGCUGGCAUUGAUACAGACCCAGAGUUGAAGUAUCCAAAAGGUGCUGGCAGAGUGGCUUUCUCCAAUCAGCAGAGCUAUAUUGCUGCUAUCAGUGCUCGCUUUGUCCAGCUCCAACAUAAUGACAUUGAUAAACGGGUGGAAGUGAAGCCAUACGUGUUGGAUGAUCAGAUGUGUGAUGAAUGCCAGGGCACUCGCUGUGGUGGAAAAUUUGCUCCAUUCUUCUGUGCCAAUGUUACCUGUUUGCAGUAUUACUGUGAAUACUGCUGGGCAAGCAUACACUCUCGUGCUGGGCGAGAGUUCCACAAACCACUGGUAAAGGAGGGAGGUGAUCGACCCCGCCACGUCCCGUUCCGCUGGAGCUGAACCCCAGGCCUCACCCAGCAACAAGUACUGGAGUAGAUAAAAUCGAGUGAAAAGAGAGCGCUGCCUCAGGGCUUAGUGUUCUGGAAAUCUGUGCAUUCGUCCUCGACUUUAAUGAAGAUAUGGGUCUUUUUAUUACUAUUAUUAUUAUUUACAGUCACAUUACUGAACUCAGUGUCCAGUAUAAUACAAACCGGCAGAGUGUAACUGUACUGAUUUUGCACUUUGAUUCACACAAACAUCUGCUUGGUACCUUAAUUUCCUACACAAGACUUGUCACUAGUGACAUUACGUAGACUGCCAUUCUCAUCAGCCUUCACUGGGUUGAUGUGUAUGUGAUGAAGAUUUUUUUUUAAAUAUAAUUAUUUUUAUUUUUAAACUGGAGCAUGCACUUAUUUUCAGAAAUUUAGACUUGCCCCUAGCAGAUGACUUACCAAAGGUAAUAUUCACAAGUAGGUGGCAGAUGUAGCAAAAACUUAAACAAAUAUUCAGCAAUCAUUAGUUUGGGUCAUUUAGAGUAGUAAUAACCCUUAAAGAAAAUAAGCCUUUAGUUGCUCUCCAUUUUGACUUGUAAGGAUGAUACCUCAUAAGCUGGAUCAGACUUUUUUCUUUUGUUUUGCUGAGGGGUUUUUUUGUUUGUUUUAUUGGUUUUUGUUUGGUUUUUUUUUUGUUAGGUCUUUUAGUGUUAUGUAAAUGUAUGCUGCAAUAGCUUUUGCUGCUAUUAAAAUGGUAUUACUAAUACCAUAAUACUCUAUUCAGGCUAGGGUAUCAAUUAAAAAAUGAAUAUGUGAUUAAAAUAGUGAUGGCUGCUGAAAGGAGAUCAGUAUAGCAUACAGAAAAGCUUCCAAGGAAGGUCAAUAUUUUUUGACUGCAUGUUUACUUAAUCAGGUUGCUGCAUGCAAUAAAUUUUAUAUAUGUCUAAUAUAAAACCUGCCCACAAUGCACAAAUUAUGAAUCUACGUAGGCUACAAAAUACUCAGUAACAAAAAAAAUUGAUUACUGACUGGAGGAAGGCAUGCCUCAGUAAAUGUAAUGCUUCUGAAAUUAGGAUCAGCCCAUUACAGAACGACCUAUAUUACCACAAAUAUAAAAACUAGCUGUAGGAUAUUCUUAAAACAAAUUUGUGGAUGGUAGAUGAAGUACUUUGCGGUGCUCUGUUAUAUAUCGUGCAAUUUAUUUUAUAUAGUAAAGUGAUUAUGUCUAGUACUGUGAUCAAACUUAACUGUUAAAGCCUCUGUAUCCAACAUUAACACAUUUUUGACAGUUCCUAACAAGGUACAUAAACAGAAAUGAGCUCUUAGUUACAAUCUCUCUCCUAACGCUUGCAUCAUUUACGUAGCUGCAGACCUUGUCCGGAAAACCAAAGAGCUCAUGCUAGCGUACAUACACUACCGAUUAGAUAGUCUGUCUAAUAAACUAGGCACAUUUAAGAAAGCUAGGGGAAAAAAGUGGUGCUAAAGAAAUGUCUGCAUAUAAAAGUAACAUGCGAUGUCUGCUCUGUGGAUGUGGCGUUAUCUCUCUAAUCCCUGGAUGUAUCCUGUGAAGCUUGAAUACAGUUAAGACCUGCUAACACAGUGGACAUUUUUUUAGCAUGAACUAUGGGGCUGCAGAUAGCGUAUAAAUAUAAACACACUUGGUAUACUAAUGAUUGUGAGAAUGUGUACACUAUUUGUUUUCUUUUUCCUCCUUUGUUUUGGCAGUUCUGGGGACAAUCUGACUGGAUAUGACACCGCAUAGUAGAUUUUAAUGUUCUGGUUUUUGUUUGUUGUGAUGUCCUUGUUUGUGUCUAAUUUAGUAAGCUGUUUUUCCCAAUGUUUAGUUGCGAGUAUUGGCUUUGAAAGGAUUUUUUCUGUUUUUGGAAAAAAAAAAAAAGAAAAAAUAGUUUUUUACUGGUUUAAAAUGCUUAUUAUAAUUAUCCCUUUUGAAGUUACUUCUGGGCGUUUUUGUGAUAUUGCUUUUCCCAGCCCAGGUGUCUUUUUUUGGUUUUUUUUUUCAUCUGUACAAGACAUUUUGUUAUGCACUACUUUUUCUAUCUAGACAGUUUUCAACAGUCGGCUGAUUUUUUUUAAAGAAAAAGGCAUGCUUUCUGACUGACAUGAUCUUUUGCAAUACCUCAAUUUUGAAAUAUAGGAAAGAAAAUGAUAUUUUCUAAGUAAGUUUAUUCAGAAAAAUAUAUAUUAAUUUAAUUCUGCAAGAAAAAUGAUUUAACAGAUGGGUAACUUUAUUUUUUUCAUGCUUAUUUGAGUUUUUUUGAAAAUGAAGAAGUUAGAGCUUUAUAACUGUAAUAUUAAAAAUCAUAGCUAACCUACAGAAAUCUACCUAAUUAUGUGAAAGAAGUAAACCUUUUUGAAGAAAUACCCCUCUUUCGUGUAAAAAAUACCCCCAGAGAGAAAGAGAGAGAGAGAGAAGCUGGAAAAUGUACAAUACAGCGUAAUGUUGGAUUAAAUCUAAAACAAAAUCAUCGUAAAGAACAGGUGUAAACAAAAACUCCAUUUGGUGCUGAAAGUUGUGAAUAGAAGGUGAAAAAAUAUUUUCCCUUAAUUUGUAUAUUUAUAAUCAAGUGUGAUUAUGCACGACUGACCAGAAUUGUGAGAGUUCUUCUGUUUGUAUUUUUUUAAAGAGAACUUUUUUUAGUUUAUUAAAUUAUGA
This is a messenger RNA of Cuculus canorus (common cuckoo), 4828 nucleotides long. It is a transcript of the gene CPEB3, whose product is annotated as cytoplasmic polyadenylation element binding protein 3. The coding region runs from base 146 to 2182 and encodes 678 amino acids. The record is from RefSeq and is a predicted model, not a curated record. Gene Ontology annotation, biological process: negative regulation of cytoplasmic translation. Gene Ontology annotation, molecular function: mRNA regulatory element binding translation repressor activity; mRNA 3'-UTR binding; ribosome binding. Gene Ontology annotation, cellular component: synapse; cytoplasm; nucleus. The transcript is spliced from 11 exons. NCBI's taxonomy places the organism in Eukaryota, Metazoa, Chordata, Aves, Cuculiformes, Cuculidae.